UGGGAACAAAUGGACCAGUGUUUUAAAGAGAGAGGGACCCAUGCGCCUGUUGUAACCUCAAACAGAGGGAUAGCAAUAGGAUAGCCCAUGGUAGCAAGAACUAGAAGGGAAACAGGGAGAGAUAGAGUGGGAAAGGAUUAGAGAGAGAGAGAGUUUUCCGGGAUCCACUGUCGUUUCUGGUCUGGACUUGGAUCAGCUGGUUACCAUGCAAAGUAAGAGUGUUUGUUUCAUGGCAUGCGCUUUUUCGAGGAGUGAUAGUAGAAGGGUACUUUUUGAUGGCUUCUUCAUUGAUUCAGCAGAUCAAACCCAUGAUAACUCAAUCAGCCAAAAGGUGUUGGCUGUGGUCUUCGUAAUAUUCGAUGCUAUCCCACUGGGCACACACUGGUUGAAUUAACGUUGUUUCCACGUAAUUUCAAUUUAAUUACAUUUAACCAACUGAAUUUACGUAUGUGCCCAGUGAGAUGGCUUUACUAGUUGGAUUUCAGCUGUGUGUGUUCUUUUGUAAUGCUGCACAUCUGGCACCCACACGUGGAAAAUGGCAACGUAUGUUGCCAGUUUUCAAUAAUCAUGGGAGGAACAAAAUAACCAUUGGCGUUUACUGUAAGUUAUGGGUUAUGAAAGAAAUGAUGAUGAUGAUGAUGAUGAUGAGGAGGAGGAGGAGGAGGAGGGGGAGGAGGAGGAGGAGGAGGAGGAGGACAAAAACGAAUGAAUGGCUGUAAUUUAUAGGCAGCAUAGUGUAUUUACUUACAUCUGAUACUACUGAAAUAAUUGUGUCCCUACAUUUAUACAUCAAUAAUGAGUCCACAACACCUUAGUCAACUUAAAUCCACUCUUCGAAAUGUGCCUUUUGGUGAUGGUUUUUCAGUUAGCCCAUGUUACAUCGGCGAUGCAUUUAUGCUUUUCAUUCAGCCAGAUUAUUGUAUUAGGCCUACAUCUUUUUAAUUGAAUAGAUAACAAUUGAAGAGUUUAUUUCCAAAAAGCUAUAUCCACCAGUUUAUUAAAUGUGUGUUUUUUCAUCAGAAAUGAUUGCUUAUGGGUACCUUCAUCUUCAUAUAUGUGUAAAAUAUUACUGUUCUGCGAUGUGUAAUUCAUAGAUUUUAGAUGUGUAUGCAAAUGUGUUUUUUGCAAAACGCUAUAUAUCCAUUAUUUAGCUGGAAUGGAAUGUUCUUAUCCUGCAUAUUUGACUGUGAUAUGUGGUUGUCUCACCUAGCUAUCUUAAGAUGAAUGUACUUUAAGUGCUCUGGAUAAGAGCAUCUGCUAAAUGACUAAAAUGUAAAAGUUUAACAUAUAGAUCACAUAUUACUGUAUUGAAUAAAAACAUAUAUUCCAUAUUGAUGUCACAAAUGUAUCAUUUGUACAUUUCUUUAUUAAAAAUGUAGUUAUUAAAUCUAGCUCUACUACUUAUUUAUCUCAGCGUGAGGCGGAUAUAUAGCAUUUUGCAAAAAUAAUUUGUCUCUCUGAAAUUGUUAAACCAUCAAGUGAUAGAUUUUAAACAAAAACAUGUCUGUCAUUGAACAACCCCCGUGCCAUGAUUAUAUAGUGGAAAAAAAACUAAUCAAUCUCUUUCAUCAUUUAUUUAAAUAAUAAAAGCUAAUUUACUAACAUUUCUGAAAAUGGAUAUAUAACGUUUUGGAAUGAAACUCUUCAAUUCUCAACUAUGUGACAAUAUAUAGGCUAUCGAUAAAAAUAAAAUUAUACAAUAUUAUAGAUACUAGAUCAGUGACAAAAUUGUCUCAUAUUUGCCCUGAAAUAGACUGCAUUGUGGUUUUCCCAUUCGUUUCUAUUUACUCAUCCCUUUCGAUGCAAAUGUAUACAUGUGAAGUUUCAGUAGUGUCAACUAUAAAACAAAAUAUGUAAAUGUUAUUAGAUGUUAUCCCAAGUAAGUAUAUUCUAAAUAGGCCUAGCUAUUUUUGAGUCGUAAAACAAUUUGACCACUGUAUAAUUUUUCUCGGUGCCACAUGAUCUCUUAAGCAGUGUUUAAAUUCAAGAUGGCUUCAUGGUUAUCCUGUCUUCUCCCCUCCAGAGAUUCCUGUAUGCGCGGGCUGUAAUCAACACAUCGUGGACCGCUUCAUCCUCAAAGUGCUGGACCGCCAUUGGCACAGCAAGUGCCUGAAAUGCAGCGACUGCCAAUCCCAACUAGCGGACAAGUGCUUCAGCCGGGGAGAUCGCGUCUACUGCAAAGAAGACUUCUUUAAGUGAGUGCAAGAAAUACGCCAUGAAAUACAUAAUUUAUUAUUUAAUGAAAGACAAAUUAUAGAAAAUAUUUUAGGUGUGUAGCCUAAUAUUUCAUGGAAAACAAGCCUAAUUAUUCGAUAGAAUCACACGGUCUGCAUUUUAUUUUGAGGUUGUGAAUAUGAUGAAACACUUGUCAAUUUAUUGAUGAUAACCUUCUUAUUUCCUAAAAGGAGAUUUGGGACCAAAUGCGCCGCGUGUCAGCAAGGUAUUCCGCCGACGCAGGUGGUGAGGAGGGCGCAGGAUUUCGUGUACCACCUGCACUGCUUCGCGUGCAUCGUGUGCAAAAGGCAGCUCGCCACAGGUGACGAGUACUACUUGAUGGAGGACAGCAGGCUCGUGUGCAAGGCUGACUACGAGACCGCCAAACAGAGAGGUGAGAGGUCACGGUAUACCUGAACAUAACUGUAUCACACCUAAUUAGUGUCCCCAAGAUCUGAGUGCCUAGACUCUAACGAGUAAUUACGCAUGAAUCCACUGUUUUUGAUAUUUCAGCCAUAUCAAAGAAUGUGGAUAUCCUACAAUCCCCACAUCUUAAUUUCUGUCUUCUAAAUAACAACGUGAAAAAGGAUUAUACCUAUUAUAGGCUAUCAAGCACCGCAUCACCCAAUAAGUUAUGUAAUGUUUUACUUAUUUGAUCCAUUUACCUUUUAUUGAGCAACUGCUUGGAGCUGUGAACUUGAUCUCCAAGACUAUGAGGUCACCCAUAAACACUUGACCCACCUGCGCUAAUUGCGUCGUAUCCCGUAUCCCAAUCGAUAGCAAUAUGGAUACAGCCUAUCCAAUUGCAGUGAAGAGAGAAAACGUAGUUCAUUCUGUUUUAUUUUAUUAGCAGACCGACAGUGACUAAAAAUAUUAAAUUCAGCCUUAUCUGCACAACAGAUUAUUCAGAAGGUUUGUUUCAAAGGUGUUAAAAGCGCUGGUGACCAUGUUUUGCUAAAAUAGCUCAUAGGCUAUAAUAAGGCCUCAUAUUUCAAGUAAAAUAAUUGAAUUAGGCUGAUAUAAUGAUGUCAAAUGCUAUGACCAAAAUGGCCAUGUUUUCUAUCACAAACGUCUUUUUGGGAAAACGAAAUCAAGUUUACGAGAUUUUUUUUUCUCACUAAAUUUGAAAUUAAUAAUUGUUUAAUAAAAAAGGCUUAUUUAUUGCAUGCUAAAUUGAUUACAACUGACCUCAGAGAAUCUGUUUUAACACAACGAAAUCCAGCAAGUGUAGGCCUACAUUUUCUUUGUGAAUAGUUUAUGCGUUACUCAAGUUUUAUCUUCCCCAUCUGUUUGUGUGAAUUUACUGCCUAAACCAACUGCUGAUUUACGCAUUGAGUUAAGAUGACUUUUCAUGGAAAAACACACACGUUUAUUUUGGUAAUGAGAGGGCGCCAUUACUUGUGCAUUUGCCCACUUGGAGGAUGGUCUUGCAUAUGUUUUUGUUCGUAGGCUUUUUGUUUAUGAGUUAGCAUUUAUUUGGGUUUAAUUAGGCCUACGAACGUAAUAAGUCAGAAAAUGUCUAUGGUGCCAAAUUAUGAAGUUUACUUGUCUGUCCAUUGUUUUCUACAAUUUUAUUUUUUCAGUUCUGGUAUGUCGCUUACACUUUUCAAUGGCUGAACAUGCAUAUCUAUAAAUAGCCUAUUUGUCAACAGCUUGGAAUCGAAUAUGAGGUCUUUUAGCAUAAAGUAGCCCUAUUGGGGUGCAUUUUUGUGUAAGGUCUGGUAAACAUUGUGUGUCUUGUAUUUUCUAUUCAGAGGCAGACUCAACAGCAAAAAGGCCACGAACGACUAUCACCGCCAAACAGCUCGAGACCCUGAAAAACGCUUACAACAACUCUCCCAAACCUGCCCGCCACGUACGAGAACAGCUAUCGUCAGAAACCGGGCUCGAUAUGCGGGUUGUUCAGGUAACUAUCCAUUCCCCUCCAUUAUAGACCAUUUCAUUAGCGUCCUUAUUUUAUUAUUAUCUAAGGACAUGCAUGGAAUUCCAUUGAAAUAGUGCUUGAAAUGGCCUCCCAGCGGGUUUGAAUGGUUAGAAUUUACGGUGAGAUGGAUUAAAAUGAUGUCCACACACUUGAAAGUCAGAACUGUAAGAACGAGCUCGUUAACAAUGCUAAGAGGGAGCCUCGCAUAUUGUCUGUCUGUGAAAGAUCCCUACUGUGGUUGACUAUGGUCAUAUAUAUUGUUUUAUUUGCAAGGACACUUAAAGUAGGUACGGAAGCCACUAUCGCGCUUCAUUAUUCACGGAAGGGGAAAUGGGGGUUAAGAGGGUUCACUUCGGCUCCAUAUCAUUAAUGAAAUAGGCCUUAGCCAAUAUGUAGGGGAGAAAGGAUAAAUUCAAUUAGGCUUUGCAUGAUGUGGAUUGUAAACAACAAAAUAUGUUCUUACAUUGAAUGGUUCGUCAAUCAAGUGUCUCUUAAAAAUGAAAUACAAAUGUUUUCAACAUUAUCACACACAUUUACAGCUACAAUUUAGAACGUGGCCAUAGUGAAAUGUUAAUAAUUAAAAGAAACUUCGGUUAGUAGAUCCUAGUGUGAGGGUAACAUGCAACCUGUCUGCUCCCAGUGUUAAGGACAACUUGUAGUUGUCGCGAAGUUAAUUAAGCGCGUGAUAAAUCUCAGGGCAUGUCGGUCCCAACAUUAGUGUUCUGCCCCACUGUUUUAAUCUCCCUCUUGAGUUAAAAAGAGGUGACCUGGUCCCCAGACAGUCCUUGAAAAUUAAUUUUGUUUUAAUGUUCAUGUGCUGUACCUGACCGCUUAAAAGCAUUGCAGUUGCACUGAAGAAAGAGUCAAGAAAAAUGAUGUCUGGAAUUGUCCAGUAAGUGGAAAGGAGUUUGGCAUCAGGACAGAUAUGUCCUAUAGUCUAUUAACGAAAAAUGCAGUUCAAAAGAAACAAAAUUGAUCAUGUUAUAAAACGGAAUACUUGUGCAUUGCCUACUCUUCUGCAAAUGUAACACUAAAUUAUAUAUUUCUAAUUUUAAGAAAUCAAUUUAACUUCACUCACAAGUGUAUUGUAGGAGAAGGCUUAUUGGAGGAGCUGCCUUCAACGGGAAAUUCCCAACUUCCCAAUUAUAUACCUCAAAUAAAUAAAACAAAACCAAUAUGUACCAAACACCUUGUUUGCCCUCCAGGUCUGGUUUCAGAACAGGCGAGCAAAAGAGAAGAGGCUGAAGAAGGAUGCAGGCAGACAGAGGUGGGGUCAGUACUUCCGCAACAUGAAGAGAUCGCGAGGCAGUUCCAAAUCAGACAAGGACAGCAUCCAGGAGGAGGGCAUGGACAGCGACGCUGAGGUCUCCUUUACAGGUAUGAUGGGAAAACAAACAGACAGACAUCUGAGAUGAUGUAUUCACAGGAAUCUAACGAAAGGGAUACAGAUGGCAGCCUUUACGCUCCUAUUUGAGGAAUUAUGAGAAAUAUUAUUAUCACAAUUAUAAUACAAAUGUCUUCUUGAAAUUAUUUGUUAUCCCCUAAAGUGCAUGGCGGAAAUGGACAUAGCAAAUUUAUAAACCACACAUUUUGGUUUAUUCCCAUUCAAAUUUGAAUGUAACCUCUAUUUACCCAAAUAAUUUUAAUUAUUACAUCUAAAUUGUAUAUGAAUGACCAGAAUCAAACUAAUAUCAGCAGGAAAUUGAACUAGCACUUAAAUAAAGCCACACCCUGACUAAGUAUCCUCCCUUGUGUUCCAGACGAGCCACCCAUGUCAGAGCUCAGCCACUCCAACGGCAUCUACAGCGGCCUGAGCGAGUCGUCCCUGGCCAUGGGGGGCCGCCAGGAUGGCAGCCACGGCCCCUUCCCCCUGGAGCAUGGAGUCCUCCCGUCCCAAGACCAGUACCACAACAUCCGCUCCAGCAGCCCCUACAGCCUACCCCAGUCCCCAGGCUCGCUUCAGGCCCUGCCCAGGCACCAGCCCCCCAUCUCCAGCCUGGUCUACCCUGACUCCGGCCUGUCCAUCAUGACCCAAGGCGGGCCCCCCGGGCUGAACACAGGCAUGAGAGGAGUGUUGGUGGGCGCUAACGGCCCCAGCUCGGAUCUGUCCACUGGCAGCAGUGGGGGCUACCCAGACUUCCCAGCAAGCCCAGCUUCCUGGUUGGACGAAGUGGACCACGGGCAGUUUUGAUGAGCUGGGUUGAUUGGUCAAUGUGGUCUAAGGACUUCUCCUGGCGGGUGUCACGAACUGGAAAGAGACAGUCACACAUGACCUGUGAAACAGAGAGACCGGGUCGGACGGUUGAUGUCUUUCACCCUCCUUGGAUCACUCAAUCGCUCUCUAUCAAUUAACUGUCAAUCUUUUUCAUUUCUCCUCAUCUGAGUGGACUGGAAGGAAGGAUUGGGCCAUCAAAAAGUAUGAAUGGUUGCACCUUGAACUCACACACUCCACUCCUCAAAGAGAACCAGACUGAGAAAUAUGGCGUGCAUACCUGUUAUGAAUGAUCAUUUAGCGCUACUGACGGGGUGUUGAUAUGUCGCUUCGAUAGCGUCAAGAGUAGGGUCUGAAAGGAAAGCACCUCACUUCUACAAUCAGAACUUUUAACGGUCAGACAGACAGACUACUCCAUCUCUGUCUUAAGUUUUCACAGCACUGCUCAAACUGUCCUCCACCAUUGAACUAUGUGUACAGCGGCUUUGGACGGUCAUGCUUUUGAUCCCUAUGGUGUCAUCAAUAUUACACCAGAGGAAGCUCACAGAUACACACUAUUUCCAGCUGUGAUAUCGUUGUGACAACAUAACAAAGUCAGACUCCUGCCCAAUUGGAUUGCGAUAGACUCUAUCGCCAAUCCUUUCCACCUUAUUCUUCCCUUUGUUUUUCUUAUGUGUACCGAUGCAGGUUUUGGUUCAAGUCAGAGUCUUUACGUGUCUGGUUGUUGCCAAAUGUCUAUAUAUAUUACGGUUUAUCAUUGUGGAGAAUUUAUUUUUAUACAACCCUUCAACAAUAUGAAUACCACAGAUAUUAUUACUUUGUACAUUGACAGCCAGGGAUCUAGACAUUUUGUAGAUGUCGCCUCCCACCGAUAACUAGAGGUGCAGUUACUUCUAUGCAUUUGUGUGUUUUCAGAUGUAUCUUGUUCUUUUCGUUCUAAGCUACCUGGGCAUGCUGAAACCCAGGCGGGGGAACGUGUUUGUUUAGGUGGAAGAUGUUUUAUGUCUUAUUUAUUCUCUCUGAUGUUGAUGUUGAUGAUGAUGA
Coregonus sp. 'balchen' is the source of this 7394-nucleotide messenger RNA. The record is from the annotation of a GenBank genome assembly. NCBI's taxonomy places the organism in Eukaryota, Metazoa, Chordata, Actinopteri, Salmoniformes, Salmonidae.